AUGCCAGGCACCACUGCAGCCACAGAUCUAUCCUUUACUCCAUUACACGAGGCGUUUGGCGCCGAAGUAAAGGGAAUGAAAUGGCAGAUGCCCAUUAGUCAGUCCGUCAUCAGUGAAAUUCGAGCUGCCGUUCACAAAUAUGGCGUGCUAGUUUUUCGGUGCGCCAAUCUCGAUAAUGACCAGCACAUUGAAUUUUCUCGACAAUUCGGACAUUUGGAUGAUGUAAAGGCACACAUCAAGGCGGGCCGGGCAAUGCGCUUUCCCGAACAGCCAGAGAUAUUUGACGUUUCCAAUUUGGACGAGAAUGGCAACGUGAUAACAGACGCGGAUCCGAUCCGCAUGGCGUCAUCCAAGGGGAACAGUCUAUGGCAUGCAGACAUGGCUUACAAUCCCCAGCGUUGUGCAUACUCCCUUCUCCGUGCCGUUGAACUGCCACCGACCGGCACCGGAGGAGAGACUGAGUACUUGGACUCGCGCAAAGCAUAUGAGGAUCUCCCGAAUGACAAGAAACGUCAGCUUGAAGGCUUGAUAACCAACAAUUCCCUGUUUCACAAUCGCAAGCUGGCGGCCCCUGAUGUCUUUGCCAACGUCGAGCCACUUGACUCGCCAAUGUCUCGUCACCGGCUUGUAUCACUUCACGAAGAGUCGGGGCGGAAAAAUAUCUAUAUUACGACAUACGCUCAUCACUUUGACAACGAGACCAUGGAAGAUAGUCGUCCGCUCAUACAAGAGCUCCUGGCUUGGGUUGCCAAGCCCCAGUACAAAUUGACGGUUCGAUAUGAGAAUAACGGUGACCUCGUCAUGUGGGACAAUAGAGCCGUUCUCCAUCGAGCGACAGGCGCUGGAAGCUACGGCGGCAAGUAUAAGCGUGAUAUGCGAAGAACGACUGUGAAAGAUGAUGGAAGUUUUGGAUGGGGGGAGAAUGGGGUUGGAUGUUCCUGGCAAGCUGGUCUGUCGAAAUAG
Messenger RNA from Pestalotiopsis fici W106-1, 963 nucleotides. RefSeq lists its product as uncharacterized. The transcript has a single exon. Gene Ontology annotation, molecular function: oxidoreductase activity. Lineage: Eukaryota; Fungi; Ascomycota; Sordariomycetes; Amphisphaeriales; Sporocadaceae. The record is from RefSeq and is a predicted model, not a curated record. Bases 1 to 963 code for a protein of 320 amino acids.